ACACAAGAAAUCGAACAAGCGGUGUAAUCAAUUGAUCUGAUUUGCUAACCAGCCAUACAGCUAAUCAACGACGAGGCGAACACUGUUUAUUAUCCCCAAAUACACCUGAUUGAACUUCAUUAUCCAUAUACGGCAGCAAAAACGAAGGACUUGACUUUGGUUUUCUUAGCGAGAGGACGCGAGAUGCCGCAUCCCGUGAGACUCGUGUUUCUCGCUACCUGUUUUUAUCUGUUGCUAUGUCGCGUCCGCUCGUGCCCGCCAUCAAGGCCUCCGCCGUGUAGCUGGACUACUUGCCGCCACGAAUGGAGGAACGACUGGAACCCAACCCAUGUCCCCCAAGGCCACUGUAUCAAUCAGUAUCGAUAUGCCGCACACAUCCACACACGGCACCAUGGAAGCGGGAGCUGCCCUGGCCCACAAGGGUGUUCAAACGCUAGACAAGGUCGACAGAUGUGUCAGUGCCGAAAUGCACACUAUUGCCCGCUGCACCAAUGGGGGUAUUGGUCCGGGGUGGUCAACCAAGGCACGUGUGGACGGCAGUCGAGAUUCAGAGAUUACAACGAACACAUCAGAUACCUAACACAAAGCUCAUGCAGUGGAAUCAAAAGCUCAUGUGGGAGCCGCCAAUACGACUACCGGGCAUGGUGCUCGUGUCGCUACGCGCAAUGCACCCUGGGUGGCUGGAGCUCGUGGACCGAUAUGUCGUCGCCUGUCAGUCACGAUCACUGCGCCUCUCAACAGCGUCGCCGCACAUACACACUCACCUGGAAAUACAUUGAAAGACGAGAUGACUGCAACGGCGUGAUGCCGCAAUCUUGCCCUGUGGACCUACAAGAGACGCGAGAAAAAGUGAUCACAUGUCCGCGCCUGCCUGCCGUCGCUCACGGGGGCUGGGACCGAGACGACUGCAGCAACAGCAAUCAGAUCUGCAAGUCGGCCUGCAGCCUCACUUGCGACACAAGGAAUGGUUACCAAGUCGAGGGCCCUCUAGCUCGAACAUGCAAGGCAACUGGUCAGUGGACUACCCCAUGGGACUCCUACUGUAAAGAUGUCCAGCCUCCAUCCAUCAGGUGUCCCAAUAGCAUAAUAACGAAUACCGACCCGGGCAAGUCUACCGCGCGCAUCACCAUUCCCAUGCCAGUGGCGACAGAUAACAGCGGAGAGGCUCCCAAAAUCACACACGAUGCUGGCCAAGCGUCCCAAGACUUCACGGUCAGUGCAACACCACACACGGUCAAGUUCACCGCUACCGACAAAGCGGGGCUAUCUUCCUCGUGUGUGCUUCACAUCACAGUAAAAGAUGAGGAAAGGCCAAAGGUCACGUUUUGUCCAAAAGACAUCAAGAUCGAGACGAACCAGAAUAGUAAGCGAGUCACGUGGACUUACCCAACAUUUGUUGACAACAACGACAAGUCCCCGGACCACCCCUUGAGGAUCACUAGCAACCGAAACCCAGGCAGCAGCUUUCCGUGGGGGAGGUACAGGGUCAUAUAUAACGCCUUCGAUCGGGCCAAUAACAAUGCUACGUGCGAGUUCUACGUGGAAGUGGGGCCUGUCAAGUGUCCGAUAUUUGAGCCGCCGCAGUUCGGGAUACGCGCGUGUAACAAGAAGACCCAGGACGCUAAUGGCGUCACGUUCGAGAUGUUUUGUAGUGUGCAGUGCAAGUCGGGAUACGCCUUCGCAGAAUUGGCUCCACAAGUGUUUAUGUGCCGAUCGGAUGGCGUAUGGCAUCACAUGAUGUACGGAUUCCCGGCACCUAUUUCGGACCAAAUGAAGAAACCUUGGGCUGAUUGUGCACCUAAGACCGAAGCAAACUCGGCUGCCAAGGAGUUCACCUUCUACACGGGGGCAUGCGCAGGCAACGAUGACGCGGCACUCAAUCAGAUACGACACAACUUCCUCGAAGCAAUCAAAAACAGUCACUUGGCGAACUAUGCCCUUUGCGAAGUUAGUCAAGGAUUGGAUUGCGUGGUUGAAAAUGUCAAAGUUUACUGCGGAGAACGGUCCAAGCGCAGCAAUGAUCCACCUCAAAGAAUCAUCUCGUUUGACUUUGUCAUCAACGACCUGAAACCAGACAGCGAUCGAGCAAAGGAAGUCAUCAAAUUACAAAAAAUGAUGAAGGAGCUAGAUGUUCUCGAAGGCUACCUCAAAACGCAGUUUCCUGUCAGUGCUAAUAUGCCGAACCUCCGCAUCCAAGCGUUGGGGAGCUCAGUAUUUUGCCCACAGAAAACAGCGUUAGUAAUACCUAAAGGUGCUGGCUCCGAUCUACAGAGGGCAAUCUGUGUCGAGUGUCCCGUGGGGACGUUUUACAAUGAAAAGAGCAGGAACUGCAGCAUUUGUCCCCUCGGAACUUAUCAGGAUGAAAUGGGACAGACAGUCUGUAAGAGUUGUCCCUCGGGCACGCUAACAGUCGUGUCUGGAGCAAUCAAUGAGACGUUGUGUUACGACACUUGCGAGGCCGGCGAAUACCGCCACAUCGGUGAGGGAGGUGCGGCUACAUGCCUUGCUUGUCCAAUAGGAACGUACCAGCCCCAGGCUUUCUCGAAGUCUUGUUUGAAAUGCCCGGAUGGUAAGAGCACAACACGUGUUGGGGCCAUGUCGGUCAAUGAGUGCAAGUGAAUUACACCAACAGAUACCGAGCAUGUAUGCACAGAAUAAAUAAACUUUGAUCACGCA
Molecule: messenger RNA, 2676 nt
Organism: Nematostella vectensis (starlet sea anemone)
Lineage: Eukaryota; Metazoa; Cnidaria; Anthozoa; Actiniaria; Edwardsiidae
Product: sushi, von Willebrand factor type A, EGF and pentraxin domain-containing protein 1-like
Exons: 13
Coding region: 184-2619 (811 amino acids)
Source: RefSeq, a predicted model, not a curated record